This is a messenger RNA of Cuscuta europaea, 1362 nucleotides long. The record is from the annotation of a GenBank genome assembly. Lineage: Eukaryota; Viridiplantae; Streptophyta; Magnoliopsida; Solanales; Convolvulaceae.
GUGAAAACCUUUUUUCUCUCGCAAAAGCCAGCAGAAUCUUUUGAAACAUCAAUUUCUCUGAUUGUGGUCAAAUUAUAUAGACCCCCAACGAGCGAAUCGGACAUUGGUUCCCCAAUUUCUCUGUGGCAUGAAUUCUGUAAUUGCCUACGGAGUCGACGAUAAUGACCUGGAUGAUGCCGCGUUGUGGGCGGUGAUCGAUUCCGCUGCCGCCGCCUCCAUCACCUCCAGGACGACCACCGUCGCCACAGUUCAACAAUGUAAACCUCUUGCUGUCAAGCACUCUCCUACAGUCCCCUUCCCCUUAUCCUCCCCCCAAUGUGGGCUUUCUAAAAGCCCUAGAAAGCAUCCUCACCCUGAUGGCGAGUUCUUCAAUCAAGGCUCGAAUAAAAUUACCAAGUUUAACAGUCCGGCUUCUUCCUAUCGAAGCAGCAUGAGUACGCCACCUCUGGCAAUGGUGAAACACCAGCAACGCACGGCGGCUACGCCGGUUCAUUCCUCUCCUCAGGAAACAAGGUAUCCUGUUACAGAAUUAGGUUACCGUAGUAAUAGUCCAGUUAGCUCUGAGUGUUCCCCUGGGACGAAAAUGAACCAUGGAAGAUGUGAUGAUAGAGCAGGAAUUACAAGGCAUAGCUUGUGUGGUCAGUUCCCGUCAGUGGAUCUGUUCAAGGAGUACCAAAAUGCAGCAAUGGCGAUAUUGGAGAGAAGCGAUUACACAAUUAUUUCAGGAAGUCCUUAUAUUAAAAAAUCAGGAUGGAGGAAAAUAUCAUUUUACUUCAACGUAUCUUAUGAAAUCAAAGACAAGACCAUUGAAUUUGAUGACAACCGCAAUGUUGUGCGAGCUGAAUUUGUGGUCCGGGCAUAUAUGCAUCUUUUUUAAUCUUUUUUCCCAGGGGGGGUAGGUUUUCAGAUGGAUGGGGUUCAUGUGAGAGGCGUGAGAAAAGAUUCAUGAAACCAAAUCAUGAUAUUCCAAGUACAGCAGAAACAAGGGCAAAAAAUAAAGCUUGCCAGGAUCUGCUUGGAAUUGGAGAAUAUCGGCCUGGUGUUAGCCGUUCUUAGUACUAUGAAUUACUGCGUAGUAUUUUUUUCAAAGUGAUUAUUGUCAACAGCAGUUACCUAUGCCUAGAUUUUAUGUGCUCAUGAUUCAUGAGCCUCUAACUUCAUUAUAAUCACCCCAAGCAACUUAUUUUAUUCAUUCAGUCAUUUCACUGUGGUAUCUAGGUGGGUACUUUAAUUCAUCUGUAUGCAUCACCCCUCUUGAUGGAGUAUACAAUGGUUAAUAAUUCAACUUAUUUUAACGCUGCUGUCUCAUUCAGAGAUUACUUUGGUUAAUAAUUUUAUUGUAUCAAUACAUACUUUUUGACA